This is a messenger RNA of Leptidea sinapis, 1201 nucleotides long. RefSeq lists its product as uncharacterized. The transcript is spliced from 7 exons. Bases 153 to 1130 code for a protein of 325 amino acids. NCBI's taxonomy places the organism in Eukaryota, Metazoa, Arthropoda, Insecta, Lepidoptera, Pieridae. The record is from RefSeq and is a predicted model, not a curated record.
CAACUAGUUCCUAACACGUUAACGUCAAACUGGAAAAAUAACUGAUAGACACCGAAAUUCCUACAAAAUUCUAGUGUAUUAAUGCAAUGUUUGCAUGAAGGUAGAUGUGAAGAUGCGAAGAGCUGGAGUAGUAGACACCGCGCACCGCACGCAUGUCGGGAAAAACUGUAAGCUUCAAUACACACUACGAUCUGAGCGAAUCCCACUUGGAAUCAAUAGCGAAAUGGGUGAGCUGCAACGGGGAGGUGUGGGGGAUGGGCCCCACCGUGGUUUUCGCGAGCGCGGCCGCCCUGUUCCUCUUCAGCGAGCUGCAGGAGACAGUGCUGGUGGGUGGCGACCACGGUCAAAUCACCGUACUCGAGAAAUCGUUGGUGUCAACUAUGGUGGUCGGAAUGCUAGCGCUGAUGACCCAUCUCUGGGUUUGCUCCAUGCGGUUCUUUCAGUACUAUCUCGACACCCUUAUUAGAGACAGUCCGAACAUUAUCUUGGAAAUGACAACGGCUGGCUUCCUCGGCGGGCAGGUGGACGUGGUUCCACUCGGACCGCUCACCAGGUUCCUCAAACAGCAGCAACCUCAGAUCCACAUCACCAUAUGCUGGUUCCUCUCUCUCUGCUACGCGGACUACGUCAGGAAACACUACUGCCAUAGUUUUAACAUGCCGUAUUUGGAACAGUGGCAAUUGGAGUUGCACGAGCGUGCGACACGCGGCAUGCAGCGCACCAUGGACAAAGUGAACAGCUUCGUGGGAGCGGUGCACCAGCGCCUGCGGACCUACUCCAGCCGUCCGGACUCCAUCGUCGAUGCGCACACUGGCGGCGAGGGCGCUGGCGCUAUGCUGGCACGGCGAGACCUGCCUUCCGCGUCGCUGGAGGUCAGCAGAACGGCUAGUCGUGUGUCGUUCGCGGCGACUGCGACAGCUCCGGCCACCUGCUCCCUCGCGCCAAGACACUCGCAUCCUCUACUUGGUGCGGGACGUGUCGAUCAGGCCAGCGAUACUACGCCAGAGCUUCUUGAGAAAUUCCGAGCAUGUGUUACGAACUCAGGAUGCUGUUCACCGCAGCCCAGCAACCGUGUUCCUGAAGGCGCCGGCUCCGAGGCAGGUUCGGUCGGAGGAGGGCUUGUGGACUGACACACCCCUGGAAGGACAUAAGACUCUCCUAACAUUUCCUACACUGCUUAAAUAAAGUUUAUCCUCCUAGA